GGUCAUGGCACCUCUUGUGUAAAAGGAUAGCAUCAAAGUUCACUUGGCGAACGAUCUUUAAUAUGGUGUUCCAAAUAUUGGAAAACAACACAUUUGUCAUGUCUCUUAGUGGUUAUAAACAUCUCAGUUAAAGUUCGAUUUUAAACUGCCUCUUGGUUAAUGAAAGUUAAGAUACAAACAAGUGGAGACAUUGUGAUGAUAAGACAAAAAGUAUUAUUGCUAGAGCUAUAAGCACCUUAUACUGAGAUGGAUAAUAUGGGAAAUAAUACACAGGUUCGUGUUUUGCUGUGGUGCGUACCAAGGUCCUGCUCUACGGCAUUCAUGCGAGUCAUGGAGAACUGUAAGCCAGGCAAAGUUAAGGUUCUCGAUGAGUUAUACUAUAAAUCAUAUUACUUGAGCGAGGAGAGGCGCAGUGAACGCUACUAUAAUACAAAAAAUCACAAAGGAACAGUCUGUGGAUUCAAGAAGGAUCAAUUAAGCUACGCUAGUCGCUUAUCACUGUACAAUGAGUCAUAUACAGAUUAUGAUAUUGUAUUUGGAAAAGAGAUGUCGUUGUUUCUUGAGGAUAAAUUGGAUAAUGAUGCCUACGUACCUAGAGGCUACCAGCAUACUUUUCUCAUCAGGCACCCGGAAAAAACUAUACCAUCUUUAUACAAAUGCUUUUUGAGAAGUGAUUCUACAUCGAUAGAAGAUAUAACAGCUGUGGCUCCUGAAGGAAAAUACAUGUAUCAGACAGCUCACGAUUUGUUUCAUCAACUUAAGGCCAAAGGUGACACACCUAUCGUCAUUGAUACAGAGGAUCUGUUAAGGAACCCUAUUGGUGCUUUCCAAGCAUAUUGUAAUGCUACCAAAUUACCCUUUCGAAGAGAGAUGCUAAACUGGGAGGAAGGGAAGGUUAAAAAUAAGUGGUUCGAAUAUCCGGAAUGGUAUGGAGCAUUGAUCCAUAGUAAAUGCUUUGGUCAAAUCCAAACAGAAAAUAAAGAAUCUCUUUACACGAGCAACAAUAAUUCCAAUGUAAAGCUGCAAGAGGAAAUGGAUAGAAUUCAUGAUAUGAUUAAACUGCAAAUAGCAAACAAUCUGCCGCUGUAUGAGGACCUCUAUAAAUAUAGAAUACGGAUGUCUUAACCAAAAUGGUGAUUAUUUGAACCUACUAACGACAGAUUUCAACGUAGUGUAUUCUCGGGAAAAUAACGUUAUG
Messenger RNA from Owenia fusiformis, 1198 nucleotides. Lineage: Eukaryota; Metazoa; Annelida; Polychaeta; Sabellida; Oweniidae. The record is from the annotation of a GenBank genome assembly.